Molecule: messenger RNA, 7551 nt
Organism: Uloborus diversus
Lineage: Eukaryota; Metazoa; Arthropoda; Arachnida; Araneae; Uloboridae
Product: location of vulva defective 1-like
Exons: 35
Coding region: 1-7434 (2477 amino acids)
Biological process (GO): detection of mechanical stimulus
Cellular component (GO): membrane
Molecular function (GO): calcium ion binding; calcium channel activity; protein binding
Source: RefSeq, a predicted model, not a curated record
AUGAAAGGAAAAUCCAUUUCUGAUGUCAUUUAUGAAGUAUUUCCGUGCAGACAACCUGGUAAUUUCUCGAUCCUUCUUGCCGCAUCCGAUGGUUUUGUCUCUGAAAAUGUAUCAGUACUUGCUUGCUGCGUGUACUUUAUCAGGAGAAAUUGGACUGUUGAAACUGAUUCUCCAAAAAUAACGCCGCCAGGCGAAAUAACCCUCAAAGUUUUCUACAGCGGAAGUGAAAUUUAUUAUCCCCAGAACGCCCUGGUAGAUAUCUUCUUUGGUGAUGAACAAUCAGAUGUCGACCUAUCAUUUUCAGACAAAAAAGAUGUUGUCCAGACGCAUACUUACGAACAGGAAGGGGAGUGGAACAUAACUAUUCGAAUUCAUAAUGAUGUUGACGAAGAAAUAUUUAUGCAACAGGUACUUGUGUUAGAGAAACUUGGUACCUUGGAAGUGACUUUGAGUUAUGAGCUGGACUCGAAUCGUCGCGAUCCUCAUGGCUUAGAGAGAAGUGAUAUACCCAUAAACUCAGUAGCUCUUUUUACCUGCAAAGUAUCAGAGACUGCAGUUUCAUCCUUGUUAUGGUCUCACCAGUCUGGAAUAAGGACCAAGAUAUGUCCUCGCAUUGAUGCUGAGAGUGCCAACAAAUGGGAUAACCGAGCUGCUGGUAUAUUGCAUGUAGUGGGAGAAUAUGAAGCAACAUUUCAAGCAUCCAACAUCUUGGAAGCAAGCAACUUGGUAGUCCUGCCGGUCCGGGUCCUUUCCAACCCAGAGGGACUGCAGUUGCUCGCUUCGAGGACUUCAGCAGAGGUUGGGGAUGAGAUCGAGUUCACGAUUCAGUUCGAGCAGCUGGAUGAGCUGUCCUGCCUUUCCUUCGACCCGAGAGCGGACAGAGAAGUGCAGGCCUUCGGAAAUGAAGAGGUGUGCGCUAAGAAUCUGCCUAGGCAUAGAUUCCAUCCACGUGAGGAUACGAGCAUUUUGUAUAUUUAUCGAUCUGGAGGUAUGUUCAAACCGAAUGCUACAGCUUUUAACUCCAUAUACCAAAGCGAAGCUAGUCUAAAUAUUGAGGUGUCGUAUGCACCUUCCAAUAUAUGGAUCGAAGAGAACUCGACAAAUAUCUUCCAACCAAUGCAGUUCCGUCGAAGUGAAACGUUUCGUCUCGAAACCACAGCUCUUCUUGUAGACAGCCCUAACUAUCGAUACGAAAUGAGCUGGUACGUGGACGAAAUCACGGAAUCGGAUCAAGUAUUGCGUUCUGUGGACGUGUCUGGGUUUGCGUCUUCGAACUGCUCAGCGAUACGCUUUCCGGUUCGAUUCCUGGAUGUUGGGCUCUACAAAGUGACGUACUCCAUACUAGUACUCGAAAAUGAAGAACCGGCGGAGACACUGUCCUGUUACACCUACCUGGAAAUCGUCAGUAGUUCUUUGAGACCAAUGAUAAUACGGGGAGGAGCUUCGUAUGUCUUAAGAGGUUACGGCCAAGUGGUUUACCUGCAGCCUGGAACUUACUCAGACGAUCCAGAUGAUCCUGACGAUAAGGUCUUUGAAGUUGAUUGGUCAUGUCGUUGCUUUGAGCCACAAGGAUAUUUAGCUACCGACGAAGAAUAUGAUUCAAACUUUGCAUUGUCAAGGAAGAUUUUAACGCCUGUAUUACUUGAGGACAUUACUUUUUCCGAAAACUGUUUUAAAAAUGGAAAAGAAAGGGUUCUCCAAGAAGCAAACAUUGUUUUUAACACGAAAGAUUUAGUUGGAUACUACACUACAUAUGAAAUUACAGUCAUCGUGUCCAAGGGUACAAGAAAUAGAAGAGCUUUAAUUUAUUUGGACGUCAUAAAAGAAACCCCACCUGGUAUCAUUAUAAUGUGUGAGAAACCUGUUGCUUGCAUCGCUGUAGAAGACGGUUUCAUUGUCAGUCCGAACAGGUGGUUAUCGAUUCGAACUGAAUGCGUAACGGACUGUGGAGAUGCUGAAGUGGAAUUCGAAUGGUUCAUUUACGCUGUAGAUGGAACAAGAUCGAACGAUCCCGUUACACUUGACGGCUGGAUAGAACACGUGAUUGUGGACAAAAAUCGACUUGGCAUCAACCAGACAUUCUUCUCCAGAUUUCAGCAAUACAAACACUUCCAUAUCCAGGUCAUUGGUUCUGUUGCUGGUCGUCCUCAAGGUGUGGCUAAGCUAUAUAUUCAACUCAAUAAUCCUCCAGAAGGUGGAGAGUGUGUUCUGAGAGACAUUGUAGGUCAUGCCAUGAUCACCGUAUUUCAGUUAGAGUUCAAGAAUUGGCGAGACCCAGAAGAUCACCGGAUUAGAGAUUAUAGUGUCUAUAUGCUAAAGAAAGGAAAAAAGUUCCGUCUUCACUAUGGGGUGAAGGUGAAAGUGGACUUUGUUUUGCCGCCAGGGAAGUCAGAAAUAUUCUGUGCUGUGGAAGACGAGCUGGGAGCUGUAACUACUUUGUCUGCAGGUUUUGUUGAUGCUGUUAUACCGUCUACUAACGAUAUAGAGGAGUGGGGAUCUAGAGUGAAUUUGAAAUUUUUUGUUGUGGAAGGCCAAAUGCCUUUGAUGGCGCAAUUCAUCGCCUCCGCGGCCUACGCUGAAAAGCAAGACAGAAUGGAUAAUUACAGAUCUGUUUCUGAGGAAGUCGAUUUGGUGUGGAAGAGUUAUUUAGAACUGAGCGGUAUUGAUUCCAGCUACAAUACAAAAGAAGCGAAAGAAGAAAUCGAAGCGGGAAUAUACGACGGAAGAGCACAAGCGAAAGAUAGACUUGCUAAAAAAAAUUUAGAGAUGUUUAAAGCAAUGGAGUUCCUUCCAUUUGAGGUUCUUGCGGAUUCCGAAGUCUACGGUCAAGCAGUGAGUGCUCUAUCGGAGACUAGACCAUUAAACAAAGGCAGUAAGAAAGAACUGAGCAAAUUUCUGGAAAAAAUGUUCGAGUCAUCUGAAAAGACACCAGUUGCACACACAACAGAGAAGCAAGUUUCGGAUAUGCUGCUAACAAAUUCAAUGAACUGCUUUUCAAAGACAUUAGCUGAAGAAGUCCUUGGGGGAAAUUACUUGGACUCGGAACUGGAAGAUGCCUUUGAUUUCUUAAACUACAACUUAACUGAACCCAAUGUAUUUAUCCUAUAUGUGGAGGGAAGCCGUUGGGAAGUGGUUGAGAAAGUUCACCAGAAAAAAGUGGAAGGAGCUAAAAAUUUAUCGAAAGAUGAGGUGAAAGACGAAAUAAAUCUGAUGAAACAGCUAAGCGUGGCAAUUUCAGAACGAAUGAUCAGAGAUGCUAUGGUCAAUCAGAAUCCCAUGGAAGUCGACACGACGUCUGGAUUUCAGAUUAAAGUAGAAAAAAAACUCAUUGGGGACAUAUCGGAAUCAGUCGCUGAGAACAGUAACACUGCGAUGACACUACCCAGUGGCUGCGUUCUUCUUGGGAAACCUGAAGAUUGUGCUGAUGACACAGCUAUAGGAUUAGUGUCUGUUUUAUGGUCGAGCAUUUUGGAAGUGGAUGGAGCUGACGACGUCAACCUCAGUCCAGAAUCCAGUACCUUAGAUUUUUCCCUCACUAAUCAUGAAGGAAAUGCCAGUCUUGAAGUCAAAAAUUUAAAAGAACCAAUAGAAAUAUGCCUUUCGUUAACUCCGCCUUCUGAAGAUAAAGAUUUUAAUGUGAAUUCAAUGCAGAGAAUCAAACCCGAUUUCAAUGGAAAAGAUGAUUUCUUGGUAUACCACAAGGUGCGAGUGGAUAAACUGGGCACAGUCGUUAAAAUGGAAUUUAUAUCAGCAGAAAAGGAGGGAAAUUUCGUCUUCUUGUAUGCCGUUGGAUUUAAGCCAGCUUUAAAAGCGCACGAUGGAAAAUAUUUUUCACAGAGCUCGGCAGCUGGGGGAGGUACGACAUUUAUCUAUUUUAAUGAAAGGUCAGAUAUAGGCGAUGAUUUUUAUGUGGCCGUUGGCUUGCUCUUUUCGAACGGGGACCUUGAAAACGAUGGGAAUUUGACUCGAGACGAUAUGACGAACCAUUUUGGGGAAGGUUACAGCAUUGGCCUUUACAAAACUGGCUGCUACUAUUACUCAGAAGAAACAUCAACAUGGACUAGCUAUGGAUGUAAGGUACAUUCAGCAGACGCUAACAGGAUAUGUUGCUAUUGUAACCAUCUCACUACAUUUGGAAGCGGGUUCUUGGUGGCUCCGAAUACAAUCGAUUUUGAAUAUGUGUUCGCUAAUACUGGCUUUGAAGAUAAUUUGAUAAUUUACAUUACGCUCAUCAUCACUUUUAGUCUCUAUGUUAUUCUGGUGAUCUGGGCAAGGUGGAAAGAUCGAAAGGACCUAACAAAGUUGGAUGCCACUCCUCUUCUGGACAACGAUAUAAAAGAUAGGUAUUUCUAUGAAAUUUUAGUUCAGACUGGAUUUCACUUCAACGCUGGAACAAAAUCAAAGGUGCAUUUCAUUUUGUCCGGUGAAGAUGACGAAACGGAUGUCCGCACUUUUGCUGAUAAAGAACGAACUAUAUUUAAACGAGGGGCGAUGAAUACUUUCGUAAUGGCUGUGCCAAGGUGCUUGGGGCAACUGAAUUACCUUCGCAUCUGGCACGACAACUCGGGCCCCGGAAAGCAUGCAUCAUGGUAUCUCAACUACAUAGUUGUAAAAGACAUUCACACGAGAUACAAAUAUGAGUUCAUUGUGGACAGGUGGUUGGCCGUUGAAGAAGGAGAUGGUCUGAUUGAUCAUCUGAUUCCUGUGGCAGGCAAGGAACAAACUACGCAGUUCUCCCACCUCUUCCCGAACGCUUCGAGACGUAAUCUAUCCGAUAACCAUCUGUGGCUGUCUGUCUUCAUGAGACCUGCACGAAGUCGAUUCACACGCGUGCAGAGGGUCUCUUGCUGCUUGGCUCUGUUGUACUUGUCGAUGCUGGCUUCAGCGAUGUGGUACGAGACAACACCAGAACAGCCAAGUCCUGGAGCCUUCAAAUUUGGACCACUCUCCUUGAGUCCUGAACAAAUUAGCGUUGGUUUGAUGUCGAACUUGGUGGUAUUCCCUCCGACGUUUUUGAUGGUCUUUUUCUUCCGGAAGUCGAGAGCUCGAAUUCUUCGCAAGUCUCAUGUAAACGUGGCUCUUCACCAACAAUAUGCGAGAUGGCGCAAAGAUUACGGAUCAUGUGAUGUCCAGAAACAUAAGGGAAAACUCACCACAAAGCAGACUCGUCGAGCAGAUGACGAAGAAUCUCAGAAUCGAAUACCUUUCAAGAAGUCUCGUUGUUGCCUCCCAUGGUGGUGCGUUUACAUCAGUUGGUUGCUUGUCAUCCUCUCUGUUGGCUCCAGUAUGUUCUUCAUCUGGGCUUAUGGACUCCAGUUUGGCAACGAAAGGACCAGAAAGUGGUUGACUUCACUGGUGAUCGCCUUCUUUUCGUCAGUCCUGCUGACGGAACCCAUAAAGAUAUUUUGCCUUGCCCUUAUCAUGGCCUGUCUGUGUGGUAAUCCGGAUGUAGAUGAAGAUGAUGCCGACAUUGACGAAGAAGAUCCUUAUCUUGAAUCUGAUGAAGAGUGGCUUCAUAACAUUGAUAAAGGUAUUACUGUUCAAAGACCAAAAUACCUCCCGAUAGAUCCACUCGCCCUGGAAGCAGCUCGUAAAGUACGCGAAAAGGAAGUACGCAUGUACCAAGUACUGAAGGAAAUCGGAGUCUACGCUCUCUAUUUGUGGAUUCUAAUGAUCCUCAGCUUCGGCAACCGAGAUCCCAAUAGUUUUUACAUCAGAGAAACUACUAUUAACAACUUUAUCAAGCCCGGAGACCUGUGGAACGAUUUCAAUAAAAUCAACAAUGAAGUUCGAUUUUGGAAUUGGACCCGAGAAGCGCUUUUGCCUGAAUUGUUUGCUGGAGUGUGGUACAAUGGAAGACCACCACUUGGGCUACGUCUUUUAAUAGACGACAGGAGUAACUUCAAAAUAGGAUAUCCCGUUUUGCGUCAAAUCAGGACACGGAAAGAUUCCUGUACUGUAUCUCGGUUUGUGGAGAGUAUUAUACCCGACUGUGCUGGCUAUUCGAGUCUUAUCAAUGAGGAAAGUAGAUUUUAUAAAAAAUUCUGGUAUAGAAAUCUGACUAUGAGUUCAAAAAUCCCGCCUGAAUACAAGUACAUGACAGCAAAACAAUUAAAUGGUUUUCCUUUUUGGGGACAGUUAGAUUGGUACGGUGGAGGUGGAUAUAUUGUGCCACUAAUCGCCAAGCGUUACGAAGAUGGAGCUAAACUAAUACAAAAAAUGUACGAGUUAGAGAAAAAUGGUUGGAUUAAUCAAGACACCAGAGCGGUGUUCAUUGAAUUUGGAACAUACAACGCACAAGUAAACUUAUUCGUCGUCGUCACAAUAGUUGCUGAGUUUGUUCCAGGUGGUGGUAUUGUACCGUAUUAUCAUAUUGAUCCAAUAAAGCUCCUACAAUACCAUACUGGAUCAGGGCUACUGCAGAUGAUAUGCCAGAUUGGGUUUAUUAUUUUUACGAUUUAUCACAGCAUUUGUCAGUUUGCUGCAUUAUAUAGAGAUGGACGAAAGUAUUUCAGUCAGUACUGGAACAUCGCAGAAACUUUCAACUUGUUGGCUGCUUAUGCAUCUAUUAGUGCAGAGGUAUACAAACUCAUACUUACUUGGCGCAUUUUGGAGAUAUUUACGGCUACAGAAGGUACGGGUUAUAUUAAACUUCAAGAAGUUUUGUUACUGGACGAAGCCUUUUGUUACCUGAUAGGUUUCUUGAUGUCACUUGCUACUUUGAAGUUCAUCAAGUUGCUUAGGUUCAAUAAGAGAAUAGGCAGCAUGACAGCCACCCUCCGCCUAUGUGCGAAAGAAUUAAAGGGCUACAGCAUCUGUUUGUUGGUUGUAUUUUUCGCAUUCGUUGCUUUGUUCUGGUUAACACUGGGUAGAGGCGUUCGAGAAUUCUGUUCCUUCUUCGCAUCGUUCGAAUCGUCCAUCAGUAUGAUGUUAAAGAAGUUCAACUACGAAGACAUGGAAUCUGCAUCGCCAGUUGUGGCACCAUUGGCCUUUUUCACGUUUGCGCUGACGGCAUCAGUCAUACUGGUGAAUAUACUUCUAACGAUAAUAAUCCAGUCAUUUGAAGAAGUAAAAUACGAUGUCAAGCUUCAAAACAGCGAUUAUGAAUUGUUACCUUUUAUUAUAGCUCGAUUGAAGUUACUCUUGGGAUUGAACAAAAGUCGCAAAGGCCGAGUGGAACCUGCAGUAACAAUAAAGCCGGAAACUGCGAAGAAAAGUGAUGUGGUUGAUUCCUUCAAUGGUAAAGUUGAUCUCUUGUUGAAAUUCGUGAAUAGCGUCUAUUUAGAUGAGCAGAUGGAUUUGGAUUUCCUCAAAAAAUCUCAGAACCUAUUCACAAAUCCACCAACCGAUACAAGAAAAGAAACAAAGAAAGCAAGGCCAAGAAAAAUACCUUCUUACAUACCAUUACAUAUGAAAAAGCAUUUAGAUUUUUGAACAUAAUGGUUCCUCUGAAAAUGUUAGCACUAUUUAAUUGAGCAAAUGUUAUUCUUCAUUAGUUAAGCAGUAGAUUUUAAUGUAAAUUCAAAACAUUUUUAUUUACCUAGUAUUUUA